AUGGAGAAGCAAGCUGUGAGAGAGGAAACAAAGGCAACUAAUGAUUCAGCUAAGGGAAACAUUGAGGGGCUUGUAAUUGAGCAUAGUCCUUACUUGAAUUACAAGGAUUUGGAAGAUUAUAAGAAUCAAGGUUAUGGUACUCAUGGUCAUCAACAACCAAAGGAAGGUCGUGGACCUGGUGCAACUGAGGCACCUACUCUUUCUGGUGCUGAUGUGUCUUCUCAGGGAGAAGUUAAUGCUGCUGAUGGUGGUCAUAGGAAAUCAGUCCCUUGA
This is a messenger RNA of Lathyrus sativus (Indian pea), 273 nucleotides long. Lineage: Eukaryota; Viridiplantae; Streptophyta; Magnoliopsida; Fabales; Fabaceae. The record is from the annotation of a GenBank genome assembly.